Molecule: messenger RNA, 1635 nt
Organism: Calliphora vicina (urban bluebottle blowfly)
Lineage: Eukaryota; Metazoa; Arthropoda; Insecta; Diptera; Calliphoridae
Gene: igl
Product: igloo
Exons: 3
Coding region: 28-873 (281 amino acids)
Molecular function (GO): calmodulin binding
Source: RefSeq, a predicted model, not a curated record
GGUUUCUUUCCAAGUAAUAUUUGAAAUAUGGGUUGUAAUACUAGUCAGGAAUUAAAAACCAAAGAAGGUUCCACCACCGGCGUUAAUGGCUCGGCCCAAAAUGAUGAUAAUAACACUUGUGAACAGAACACAAAUAAUGAAGAUGCCCAACAACAAAAGGGUGCGGUUUCCGGCGAACAACAAACCACACAGACCACCUCAAACAACUCAGCCAACCAUACGAAUCAUUCGAAAACAAAUUCCAUCAUCUCGAAUGGUGGUGGCGGUGGUGGUGGCGCUAGCGGUGAUGCCAGCCACAAUCAAUCCUCGAAAUCCUCGGCCAAUUCAAAACAAUCCACGGUAUCGCCGGCCAAAGAGAAUGGCUCAUUGCUGAAACAUCAAAUACAAUCAUACAAUAAGGCCGAAUUAACGGAAUUCAAAGAUAUGGAUGAUGGUGAAGAUGAAGCAAAAGCCGCUGUUAAAAUCCAAGCCGCAUUUAGAGGACACAAAGUUCGAAACACCAUGAAGAAAACAGAAACUGUAACUACCACCUCUUCGGCUGGCUCUGUUGCCGCAGCUGCUGCUAAUGCAGCCGCUAGUGCCACUACAGAACAUGAGCCAACCAAAGCUGAAUUGGAGGCUGAAUUUGACCCCAAUGACAAAGAACUCUGUGAUGCUGCUUUAAAAAUUCAAGCCACUUUCCGUGGCCAUUUAACACGUAAACUGGUGGCCAAGGAUGAGCCCGAAGAUGUUGACAUACAGGAGAUCACCAAAAAGGUGGCUGAAGAAUUGGAUAUUGAUUUAAGUGACCCAGAGCUAAAUAAAGCUGCUACCAAGAUUCAAGCCUCAUUCCGGGGACAUAAAACCCGUAAAGAUCAACAACCAGUUGAAUAAAAAGAAACAUUUUUUGAAUAUUGAUAAAGCAAAAAACACACACAAACACAAAUAUUUUUUUUUUUGGGAUUAAAGAAAGUAAAACUUUUAAAAUUUAGCAAUUGUCUUAAAAUAAAAACAAAUUAUUUAAAAAGUGAAAAAAAAAUUAAAAUUAAGAUUUAAAUCAUAAAAAAUUAAACAAAAAAAAAACGUAUACAAGUCCAUUAUGAAGAAGAAUAAUUAAACAACAACAAAAAAGGAAAAUUUGUCAAAGUUGCAUAAUUCUAAUAAAAACCAAAAACAAAGAAUUAUAAUUAUAAUUGUUAAUUUUAAGUUUUAUUAAAUAAUUUUUUUUUAAGCAAAUUUAAACAAACAAAAAAAAUGUAUUAAGUUUUUAUGUUGGCUUUUAUAGGAGUUUAAAUAUUCAACUCUCAUGUUAGAUUCAAAACAGCUUUAAAUAUUUAAAAAAAACAAAUAACAAACAAAAAAAAUCAACAAUAAUUUAUUCAAUUUAUUAAACCAAAAAAUAUAUAUUUAACAUAAAAAAAAACAAACAGAAAAAAACCCAAAAAAAGAGCUUGAGUAAUAAAAAAAAAAGAUUUAAAAAAACAAAAAAUCAUUCCAAUAUGAGACAGUUUAAAAACAACAACAAAAAAACAUCAAUUAUUUAUUAGCAAUUCUUCAAAGAAAAUCUUAUAAAAACCCAAAAAAAAUUGCCAAACUUUAAUUAGAGAAAUUUUAUUUUUAAGCUUUUUUUUUAUUUAUUUAAACUUAAUUUAUUUG